This is a messenger RNA of Linum trigynum, 1080 nucleotides long. The record is from the annotation of a GenBank genome assembly. Lineage: Eukaryota; Viridiplantae; Streptophyta; Magnoliopsida; Malpighiales; Linaceae.
CAAUUCAUCUUCUUGAAAGAGAGAGAAGCAGGCAAGCCAAGAAAAUGGCUCCAACAAUUGCAGUAGGUGACACAAUCCCAGAUGGCAAGCUCAUGUAUCUGGACGAGAAAGACCAGUUGCAGAGCCUGUCCCUUCAUUCCAUUGGAUCUGGUAAAAAGAUGGUCUUGUUUGCAGUCCCUGGAGCUUUCACCCCUGGCUGCAGCUUGAAACAUGUGCCAGGAUUCAUUGAGAAAGCAGAAGAGAUCAAGUCCAAAGGCGUCAGUGAAAUUCUGCUGCUGAGCGUGAAUGACGCAUAUGUGAUGAAGGCAUGGGAGAGAACAUACCCGGAGAACAAGCACAUUAAGUUCCUAGCUGAUGGCUCGGCAGCCUACACUCGAGCCCUCGGGCUUGAACUCGAUGCGAUGGAUGCAGGGGCUGGGGUUCGAGCUCGACGGUUCGCUUUGUUAGCGGAUGAUCUCAAGAUUCAGGUGGCAAACAUUGAAGAAGGUGGAGAUGUGACCGCAAUUUCUAGUGCUGAUGAAAUUCUAAAGGCUCUUUGAGAUUUAUAGAGGGUUUUGUUUGAAAUGUUUGUAUGUAUAAUGUAUGUUUUCUUUUAAUAAUAAAGGAUGUGAAAAUAAACUAAGGAGGCACAUUAUCAAUAUAAAUUACAUCUGUCCGUUUGUAUUCUUCCUGUGACUUGAAUUGGACUAUUAAUCGUGACUGGAAUAGUCAGGGGUGGCCUGAUCUGUAACCGUUUUCUUUGCCAUAUUGAAUUAGGUUUAGACACACAUGGAGAAGUAUAAAUACUUCUCAUCUCCUCUGUAAUCUCCUCGAUAUAGUGAAACUGGCUCUCUCUCGCCCGUGGACUAGCUAACACACAUCGUGUUAGUGAACCACGUAAAUCGUGUGUAGUGUUUUCGAUUCUCGUUUUUCAUAUUCUUACUUUCUCGAUUCUGGCGAUUUCCCGAUUCGUAGCAGCGCGUUUAAAACACUUCCAAGUUCCAUAUUUCAGUGAAUCAAAUUCCCCGUUCGUCACUGUCUAUUCCUUUUUAAUGCUAAAGUCUAACCAAACAUCCUAGAAAAUAACUUUAAAUAGACUUG